ACCAACAAACCAGGACGUCUUGAUUUUAAGUGUCAUUUUACUUGAAUUUACUUGGCAAAAUAAAGUUCCCAACUAUAUAUUCACUGAUCACACUUGUUCUUUUGAAAUGAGUCUAACUCUUCAUCAGAGUGGCACAGCACUCAUCUAAGUUACAUAAGACACCAAACUGUUUCAGCGUGAAGGAACAGCGUGUUCAGCUGCUGGAGUUUAUAUUGUGCAUCUGAAACCAAAACCACAUCAAAGCUGACAUCAUUUCAUGAGCUCAUGAAGGAAGCCACUUGAAGCAACAACGGACGAGAGUUGCUUGCCGCUCUCUUCCUUUCUGAGAAGACAUUAUCUUUCGGCAAUGCAGUAAUGUUUGUCUUCAUAUGACUUCUUCUAUAUAAACUAUUGUUUCCCCUUUUUUUGAAAAGAUGGAGCAAAGUAUUGCUGAUCUUCUUAGUGAUGCUUUUUCAGAAACAGCUGCUCCAUCAUUCCCUGAUGGAGAUUUGGAUUUUGAGAAUUUAAAUUUUGAUGAAAGAUUUGACAUCUCUCAAGAAAACUUUCUAACAAAAGAAGACGAGGCUCUGCAACAGGAAGCGGCUGCUCAAUCUGCAGUUUUGUCUAGCAUGAAAGAUGAUACAGAAAUGAGUGAAAGUGUGACUGAAGAGCAGUGUGAUGAUACAAGCGACGACAAGGAUUUUGAAGGUUUAGUGGCCGUGAGCAGGGCCAAAACACUGGAGGAGGAUUACACAAGCUCAGAGUCUGAAGAGGAAGGCUCUGUCUCUGGAGAAGAUGACGAUGAAGAGGAUACAGGGACAGGAGAGAAACCGGGGGAUUUGUUGAGGUCAGUUUGCUGCGGUGAUGAGUUUUGCGAUUGUAAUAAAGAGGACAGGAUUUUUGCUGAGGGACAACCUCUGGCCCCGCAGGGUGCUGAAAACCCUCAAGUUAGAAAUGAGGAGCAAGGUGAGAGUGACAGCGACGAGGAGGCGUCCUACUUUGAGAGAGUCCCUGAACAUGGCAGUGAAAUGAUGAUAAAAGGUGACGGAAUUGAAGAGAAUGAGCAAGACAGGGAAGAAGAAGAAAAAGCAGAGGACUCUUGUGAUUCUGAAUGUGAGGGCAUGAAAAUCGAACAAGAAGAAAAUGUUCUGUGCUUCGAGCAGGAGCUUGAGAAUCCUUGCAGAGACAGUCCGACGAAGGCCAGUUUAGAGUUUCCGGAAAUAUCGGUGCAGAAUCUGCAGGAUCUCGUUGCUGAGGUUGAUAAUGAAGAAUGUGAAGAGAAAAUGAAGGAUUUCUCAGGGGAGGAGCACCAAGACGCAGGUGAGAGCUUUGCAGAUUAUCCCUCAGACUUUUCCUCGUGUGAAUAUGUAGAAGAUGGAGGGAAAAGUCAAGAGAGUAAUCAGCUGGAGAGAGCUGUGACAGAUGUAAGAUCGGUGGGAAAAGCUGAGGACACUGAAGAGGAGGGGGAUGGCUAUCUGGGCAGCAGAGAUGCAGCUUUAACAGGGUCUGAUGACGGAGGUGAGACAGGUGAGAGUGAUUCCUACAGCUCCAGUGAUGAUGAAGUCCAAGAAAAGAAGAGCUAUAAGGACCUCUUUGAUGGUAUGUGUGCACAAGAUCUUGAAAGCAUCAACAAGGGGAGUCUCGAUGGGAGCAGAGAAGCGUUUUUUGACAACUACAACAGUGUCGAUCCAGCAGAUUUUAACAUAAUCUGGAAUCCAGAUUUGUUAACAACUGGCACCCUUCUGUCUGAAGACCUGUUAACCACAGAGGACGCAGACAAGGCGGAAACACCACUUUCAGAAAUGAAUCAGCAUCCUGCAGACGACAUCAACAGCUACUCUGUGGACACAAAAGCAACAAGCCCCUCUAACCAGGGAUCCCUGGAUGACGACUUCUUCUUCACAUCUGAACCAGAAGCCUCAGCGAGCAGCGAGCUGGGACAGCUGGGAGACGACGAGUACGAAGAGGAGAGGAACUGGGAGCAAGAAAAGGAGAGGAUCAAGGCUUUCUACAAGUUUUAUGAUGACAGCGAUAAAGAGAAUGAAAGAGAAGAGAGGCAGAUAAAAGUCCAGUUUUGUGCUGAUCCACUUUCUCAAGUAAUUCGCUAUGAAACUGACAGCAGUGACAGAGAUUCACUUAGCAGCUCCACAGAAGGGGAGGAGGACCUGAGCUCUGCAGAAACCUCUGAGGAACUUAGAGAGCCAGACGACACCACACAAAUAACACCGGCUUGUGAUCCCCCGAUCACUCAGGUCCCAGAGAACGUGCCAGACCUCAGCAACACACACAUUUGUACCAGGAAACACAAAUGUUUCAGCAUGUUGAAGCUGACACUGAAGAUGGGUCUGGUGAUCCUGGCAGGACUGCUGAUGUUCUGGUUUGCCACAGACCAAGAGGGCUGGUUCAGCCAUGUGUCAUUCUCCUAGGGCAAACAUUAAUUUUCAGGCUUAAAAAACUUGUUCACAUGCUUCCGGGUAAUAAAAGUAAAAUCCAAAAUGACAUGAAAAAUAUCUUCUUGUAAAAAUGCGAUGUAAAGUGCUAACAUUCAAGCUUGUGUUGUUAUCUGUAAUAUGCAAUUUUGUGCUUAAUAAAGAUCUAUCUU
Centropristis striata (black sea bass) is the source of this 2581-nucleotide messenger RNA. RefSeq lists its product as uncharacterized. The record is from RefSeq and is a predicted model, not a curated record. The coding region runs from base 414 to 2405 and encodes 663 amino acids. NCBI's taxonomy places the organism in Eukaryota, Metazoa, Chordata, Actinopteri, Perciformes, Serranidae. The transcript has 7 exons.